This is a messenger RNA of Benincasa hispida (wax gourd), 543 nucleotides long. The record is from RefSeq and is a predicted model, not a curated record. NCBI's taxonomy places the organism in Eukaryota, Viridiplantae, Streptophyta, Magnoliopsida, Cucurbitales, Cucurbitaceae.
UUUACAAUCAAGUUAAUGGAUAUGCUAAAACUUUCCUUGUCUUUGUUAUGUGUCUUUAGUAUUAUUACCAUGCUUCCUCCAUCUCUUGGUCAAGACUCUCCUCAAGACUAUGUCGAUGCACACAACGAUGCUCGUGCUCGUGCCCGUGGUCAAGAUAGUGCUGUACAAUUUGGCAUUCAGCCCAUCCAACCUAUCCAAUGGGAUGAGGAAGUGGCAAACUAUGCUAGACAAUAUGCCAAUGAACGUAGCAAUGACUGCCAAUUGUUACAUUCUAAUAGUGGGACUUAUGGGGAAAAUCUUGCAAUGAGUUUUGGUGAAAUGUCUGGCAUUCAGGCAGUUGAAAUGUGGGUGAAUGAGAAACAAUUCUACGAUUAUGAUUCCAACACAUGCGUGGAAGACAAAAUGUGUGGCCACUACACUCAAGUUGUGUGGAAUAACUCAACAAAAGUUGGAUGUGCAAAAGUGAGGUGUAGCAAUGGCGGUACAUUCAUUACUUGCAACUAUGACCCACCAGGGAAUGUUAUUGGCGAGCGACCAUAUUAA